GAAAUAAUCCGGAACCGUCAAGAGUCCGCACGUCAGGUCGUUUCAUUAUGUAAGGACGUAUGUUCUCUACAAUAAGCCUUGACACUUGGGCUUGUCUUGUUGGAGGCCCGGUUCCGCACACUUUGAGCCUCAGCUGGCGGACUGAAUGGAAGGGAGCGAGGCGCGGAACCGAGCCGAACCGGGCCAGUCCGGGACGCGUCCAGAGACGAGAGACGGCAGCUGCCAGACUGACUGCAAAAUACAAGGUUAUGGCCCCAGGUUAUCAAAGGUGAACCUGUUUACCUUGUUGAGUUUAUGGAUGGAGUUAUUUCCCCAAGAGACGCCCGAUGAGAACGCCAACGACCAGAUCCGCGGGGUGGGCCUGGUGGUGGCGCGGGACAGCAAGGUGGUGGGGCUCCACUGCUCGGGGGCCGAGCUCCACGCGGGGCAGGCGGCCAUCAUCCAGCACGGCUCCCGCCUCGCCGGCUGCGAGGUGUACUUCUCCAGGAGGCCCUGCGCCACGUGCCUGAAGAUGAUCAUCAACGCCGGAGUCAGCCGGAUCUCCUUCUGGCCCGGGGACCCCGAGAUCAGCAUGCUCCAGGCCACCUCCGGCGGCAACCGCUCCGCCUCCCGCUCCAUCACGGAGGAGGCGGCGCUGGACGCCGUGGCCGUCGAGAAGCUCAAGUCCAACAGCCGCCCCCACGUCUGCGUGCCGCUGCGCCCGCUGGGGCCGGGCCUGCUGCAGUUCGUGGACGAGACGUCCAGGAAGUGCGACUUCGUGCAGCGGAUGACCGACGACGACCCGGGGCUGAACGUAGACGAGCUCUACAACAGAGAGCGCCUGAGACACUUGAAGGAUUUCUCCACGCGCUUCCUGGUCGGCACGCCUCAGCAGCACCAGAAGAUUCUGAGCCAGAUGGGAUUGGAGAACUUCUGCAUGGAGCCCUACUUCUCCAGCCUGAGGCACAACAUGAGGGAGCUGGUGGAGCUCUUAGCGGCGGUGGCUGCCGGGGUGCCACGGCAACGCUACGGCUUCUACAGGGAAGAGCUGCCGACCUCGAGCCCUCCGUGUUACCAAGUGUCCCAAGAACAAGCCCGUCACUGCAUCAUCCAGGCCAGGCUGCUGGCCUGCAGGACAGAGGACCCUAAGGUUGGCGUGGGUGUUGUCAUCUGGGCCAAAGGAUCAUCGGUCGGCUGCAACGGAACCGGUUGUCUGUACCUGGUGGGUUGCGGGUACAACGCCUACCCAGCCGGCUCCCAGUACGCCGAGUACCCCCAGAUGGACAACAAGCAGGAGGACCGGCAGAGACGCAAAUACAGAUACAUCAUCCACGCAGAGCAGAACGCCCUCACCUUCAGGACGCGAGACAUCAGACCGGAGGAGCACACCAUGCUGUUUGUAACCAAGUGUCCGUGUGACGAGUGCGUCCCCCUGAUCAGAGGAGCCGGCAUCACCCACAUCUACACCUCCGACCAGGACAGGGGCAAGGACAAGGGAGACAUUUCCUACCUGAGGUUCAGCAGCCUGAAGGACGUCAACAAGUUCAUAUGGCAAAAGAGUCCCACUCCCUCCUCGUCGCCUUCUCCUCACCUCACCAAUGGUUACGUCAGGAAGCAGAGCAGGCCGGCCGAGCACGAGAGCCACAGCAAGAAGAAGCUGUGCACCGGCAGGUCCCACCAGACGCCUCCCGUCACCUGAUCCACGCGCGGUUCGAUUGAUCGAUUGAUCGAUUGAUUGAUUGAUUGAUUGAUGGACGCAUCCAUAAACCAAAAAAAAAAAAAAAAAAAAAAAAAAACGAAACAAAACACACCAAAUAUCACUCACCUGCCGCAGAAAUAAAUUGACUUUUCGGACGAACUGAAAGCGACGCAAAGCGAGGACCUCGAAGGGGACGCCGCCCAGAAAGGAUGGAUGGGAGAUGAAAGAGGUACGGAUUAGUGUGGACACAAAGUUACUAAAGAGGAGGAAGAAAAAAAUUAUAGAAAUAAUACUAAUGUAAAUUGUCAUUUCUAGAUUUGUCAUUUUACUUUUUAUAUCAAGGAGGCUAUACAAAAAAAAACACUGCACAUGUAUCAUAAUUAUAAUAUUAAUAAUGGGCGUAGCUCCAGUUAUUUAGGAAGUUCCCCAUCUGAAAGACUUAACAAACUCUUACAUUGAUUCUUUUAAGUGUUUGACUGGGAGAUGCAGCUGCGGAAAGAAGGAAUUCAUUGCACAGCUUUACUUUGUUUUUACUUUGAAAGAGGACAUAAACUUCCAGCUUUAAUUUUCGGCACAAGGACGUUUUUUUUCCUGUUAAACGACCGGCGGCGAAGCCAAUUUCUGUGGUGCAACGUGACGGAGCUGGGUUCAGCCCGUCGGUUUAUUUCCCAUGUCGCUGAGCCCCGUCUCAUGAUGCUGCUAAUGGACUGUGCCCUUUGCAACCACCAGUGUCGCUCACGGUCAGACUAAAGCUAUCUUAAACAGCAUGUUACGUUUAAGGAGUUUGGCUCAAAACAGCUGAAAUGCAUGUCGCAAUUAAAUCCAAUGAGUAGCUAGUUAGGUUAGGGAGGAUUUUCAGAGCAAGAAGUGAAACAAUACACUUACUGCAACAUCAGAUGCCCACUCAUGUCUGUGUCCUUGGCUGUGAGGAGUAAAAGCAACAACAGAAUCCUGCAAUUACCACUCACCGCCACACGGGGCGCUGUCGCCCCACGUGUUAACACAAUCCCGCGUCGGGACAAAAGGAGCAGACGCACACAGCAUGCAUUCCCAUCCUUUUAUUUGUUGUGAAUGUGGUACAAUAGCAUCGGUGUGGAAAAUAAGGUGGCUUCUUUCAGAGAGGACGCCGGGAGGUUAACGCUGAGUCUCGCUAGGCCGGAGUCGCUCAUUGUUUUAGUUGUAACACAGGUAUGAAGGAAGUAGUAUUUGGCUCAAGUCUGACGUGAAGCUGGUUACGUUUGCAUCUUAUCUUACGUUGUGUCAUAAUACUGUCACAGCUUGAAGCGUCCAAAAAGUAGCUGGUAUUAGUUCUCACCCCAAAGACAAAGCAUGUGGCAUUUGUUUUUUUUGUGCCAUUUUACAAGUUUACACCUCAGCCCACUACUGGUUUUAUUUCCUGUUUGAAUUUUAUUUAUCAUGUGACAUUUGAAGAGUGAUUAAACAAGAACCCAAAUCA
Mugil cephalus (flathead mullet) is the source of this 3134-nucleotide messenger RNA. It is a transcript of the gene cdadc1, whose product is annotated as cytidine and dCMP deaminase domain containing 1. Gene Ontology annotation, molecular function: zinc ion binding; hydrolase activity. The record is from RefSeq and is a predicted model, not a curated record. Lineage: Eukaryota; Metazoa; Chordata; Actinopteri; Mugiliformes; Mugilidae. Bases 146 to 1678 code for a protein of 510 amino acids. The transcript is spliced from 12 exons.